AUGGCGAUCUUCCGUCAAGCCGUUAGGCUCCUGCGCCGGCGGUCGACACUUGAGGCGGCAGGCUCGCCUCUGUUGGGAUCCCGCAGCACCGCCGUUGGCUUCGCACACCUGCGGUCGGCGAGGCUUUCCCAUCCACCACCUUCUACAGUAUCUCCUCGCUUCUUGUCCACCAAUGAACCCAGCAGCAGCAGGGUAGAUUCCCAGCUUGAGAUGCAAAAGGAGAAGAUUAAGGAAGAGCUGAUCAAUAUCUACGUCAGGAUUCACUGCAAGGGCUCGGGCACCCCUGAUCCUUCGAAGGCCAAGGUCGAGCUGAACGAGGCACUUGGGAAGUGGGAAGCCAGCAUGGAAAAAAGAAGCAACAUUGCGAGGGACAUGGUGUCAUCAGGUGAAGGUGGAGGAGGUGCAGGUAGCACUGGCUGGACGUCCCAGCAGAUGUUGGAUCGGGUGGCUGCUCCAUUGGCCUUUGUCAUCAUGUUCUUGUAUUGCUUGCGCUGUCAAUAUCCUGUCUGAUGUCACUUACAUGUCCUUAUAUCUAGACAGUCCAGUCCGAAAUCACUUGUAUGAUGGCCGUACCGUUGAAGCUUGUGACACACUUUACUUGUUGACC
Messenger RNA from Lolium rigidum, 607 nucleotides. RefSeq lists its product as uncharacterized. Lineage: Eukaryota; Viridiplantae; Streptophyta; Magnoliopsida; Poales; Poaceae. The record is from RefSeq and is a predicted model, not a curated record. Bases 1 to 510 code for a protein of 169 amino acids. The transcript is spliced from 3 exons.